AUGGCUAUUACUUAAUCUUUUUUCUCUGAUACUUACGAUACCAGAUUUCCAAACUGGUGUUAUGAAAACUGUCCAUGUGAUAAUUAAUCAAUUGCCUUUUCUGCUCAUCUUAAAAUUUAAAUAAAUAAUGGUAAAUGGAAAACGAAACUUCUCUAAAUAAAAAAUGAGUUCAUAUUAACUAAUACUAAAUAAGUAAUAGAUAUCAUUAUUUUUAGAAUGACAUUAAAUGGAUAUGUUAUUUAAACUCAACAAUGAAAGUUGUGAAGAAUUCAAGAGAAUAAACAAGCACUUUAUAAUUAUUCUAAGGUCUAAGUGUUAUUUCUAUAAGUGGUGACAUUGAAAACUUGAUUAAAAUAAUAAAACGAUACACCAUUUAGGAGGAAUUUAAAAUGAAAUUCUAAUUAGUAAAGAAAUUAGGAUAGGGUGCCUUUGCAGAAGUAUUUAUUAAUUAUAAACAUUUAUUAGGUUUACUCAGCCAAGAAAAAACAAUCAGAAGAAUAUUUCGCAGUAAAAAUGUUUGAAAAAUCAUUUAUAAAUUCUAAUCUAGACAAAUAAUCAUUAUUAAAAGAGAUUAAAGUUCUAAGAACAAUAUAUCACGAUUCUACAGUUUCAUUAUUGGAAUUAUAUGAAACUUAAUGUUAUAUCUACAUAGUUAUGGAAUUACUUAAAGGUGGAAAUCUUAGUUAAUACCUUGAUAAAAAUGCUCCUCUUUCUGAGAAAUAAACAGCAUAAAUUAUAUAUAAUCUAUUGAUAUCUCUUAAUCACAUUAAUAGUUUUGGAAUCUUCCAUCGAGAUUUCAAACCUGAUAAUAUAGUAUUUCGUGAAAAAGGAAAUUUGGAUACUUUAUGUGUUACUGAUUUUGGAUUAGCUGAUUUUUAUAAUCAAGAAUCUAAAUAUUUAUUCAAUAGAUGUGGAAGUGUUGGAUUUGUUGCUCCUGAAAUUUUACGUGAUUGUGCUUAUGAUUUAAAAGUUGAUUUAUAUAGUAUUGGAAUUAUAAUGUAUUGUGCUUUGAGUGGAUCUUUACCUUUUGAAGGUAAUUCAAUUCAGAAAGUUUAAUAAAAUUAUAAAGGAGAAGUCAAAACUAGUAAUUUAAAUUUGAGUCCAAAAGGAUUAUAAUUUAUUAAUAGCAUUCUAUAACCUAAUCCAUAAAAAAGAAUAGAUUUAUAAGAAGCUUUGAUUCAUCCUUGGUUUUUGGAAUAAAAUCUAAGUAAUCUUAAAGGCUUUAAGUUAAAAAAUAAGAAAAAUUCAAUUACAAAUUAAAAUGUUGUGUUAACUCCACCAAUAUGUAAAAGUAGUCCUUUUUCUACUCCAAGAUCACCUUAAAGUCCAAUGACCAAUCCUUCCUAAUAAUCUUCCUUUCUAACAAAAAUUGCAGGAAAAAAGCUCAGUAAUUUUUAACUUGAAGAUGAUUCAACUCCAAGAGAAAAUUAGAAAAGUAAUACUCAAUGCAAUUUUUUGAAAAAAAUUGUAGUAAGAAAAUCUAUUUUCAAUCAUUUAGAACCUCUUAAGAGAUAAAGGAACCUAGAAUGAUU
This is a messenger RNA of Paramecium pentaurelia, 1532 nucleotides long. The record is from the annotation of a GenBank genome assembly. Lineage: Eukaryota; Ciliophora; Oligohymenophorea; Peniculida; Parameciidae.